Messenger RNA from Leptinotarsa decemlineata (Colorado potato beetle), 1383 nucleotides. Its product is annotated as medium-chain specific acyl-CoA dehydrogenase, mitochondrial. The record is from RefSeq and is a predicted model, not a curated record. Gene Ontology annotation, molecular function: acyl-CoA dehydrogenase activity; flavin adenine dinucleotide binding. NCBI's taxonomy places the organism in Eukaryota, Metazoa, Arthropoda, Insecta, Coleoptera, Chrysomelidae.
GUAAGAUAUCUUAUCUGUUGAAUAUUAAUGUGCCUAAAAUUAUUAUAACUUCAAAUUCAUUUCUGAACAAAAUUUCAUGUGGAACACAACAUAAUGAGUUGCUUGCAGCAGUUACCUCGGAUACUUUGGAGAAAAGGGUCAAAACUCCUAGCUUCUCAUCAAAGUAACUAUUCUUCAAGUUCAUCAGAAGGAGGAUAUAAUUUCGCUUUAAAUGAUACCCAGAAGGAAUUUCAAGAGCUUACCAGGAAGUUCGCGAGAGAGGAAAUUAUGCCAGUUGCCGCAGAGCAUGACAGAGAGGGAAAAUUUCCUUGGGAAAUUGUAAAGAAGGCCCAUUCUUUGGGGUUGAUGCAUGGACACAUCCCAGAAGAGUUAGGAGGAAUGAGCUUUGGCGUUUUUGACUCGUGUAUCGUGUCAGAAGAAUUAUCCUAUGGCUGUGCUGGAAUAAUGAGUGUUUUCGAAUCUAGUAAAUUGGGGCAAACUCCUGUGAUAGUGGCUGGCACCGACGAACAGAAAAAAAAGUACCUUGGCAGACUCAUGGACGAGCCACUUGUAGUUGCCUACGCCGCCACUGAGCCCGGUGCUGGAUCGGAUACCAACGCCAUCAAAACAAGAGCUGAAAAAAAGGGAGACGAAUGGAUUCUGAACGGUCAGAAAAUGUGGAUCAGUAACUGUGGGGUGGCCAACUGGUAUUUUGUACUAGCUCGAACGAACCCAGAUCCAAAGGCUUCCGCUAGCAAAGCUUUCACCGGCUUCAUCGUGGAGAGAGAUUGGGAAGGAGUUGUGCCCGGUAGAAAGGAAAUAAACAUGGGUCAGAAAGCAGCUGAUACGAGAGGCUUAACUUUCGAAGACGUUCGUAUACCUAAAGAAAACGUUUUGAGAGGCGAAGGUGAAGGAUUCAAAAUAGCCAUGGAAACUAUGGACAUAACCAGAACACCGGUCGCUGCAGGGGCCGUAGGCCUGGCCCAACGCUGCCUGGACGAGGCCUCCAAGUACGCAAUCGAACGAAGGACCUUCGGGGUCCCCAUCGCUCAACACCAAGCCGUAGCCUUCAUGCUGGCCGACAUGGCCAUAGGUGUCGACACGUCGCGGUUGGCCUGGAUGAAGUCCGCCUGGCAAUACGACAAUGGGGUUAGGAACACUCUGGCCGCCUCCAUAGCCAAAUGCUACGCCGCCGACGUGGCGAACAAGUGCGCCACUGACGCCGUCCAAGUGUUCGGGGGCAACGGCUUCAACAGCGAGUAUCCCGUCGAGAAGCUGAUGAGGGACGCGAAGAUCUUCCAGAUCUACGAGGGAACGGCGCAGAUCCAGAGGGUCAUCAUUGCCAAGAAUAUCAUUGAGAAGGCGAAGAGUUUGUGAAGUUCUGAAUAAAUGGGGUUAUGAAUG